Messenger RNA from Vicia villosa (hairy vetch), 1006 nucleotides. RefSeq lists its product as uncharacterized. The record is from RefSeq and is a predicted model, not a curated record. NCBI's taxonomy places the organism in Eukaryota, Viridiplantae, Streptophyta, Magnoliopsida, Fabales, Fabaceae. The transcript is spliced from 4 exons. The coding region runs from base 68 to 859 and encodes 263 amino acids.
CUUCUGUUCCACAAUAUUUAUUUAUUCAACUCAUCAUAGUACAAAUUGUACAACUAUACAAAGGAUUAUGGGGAUGAAUACAAGUUUAAUGAGAGGAAAUGGAUUUUCAACAUCUCCGGUGUUGAGUUUGGCAAUGAAUAAAUUGUAUGACCAAUUUAAUGAGAAAGAUGUCAAGGACUUUGAAGAAUUCCAUGUUGCUAUUCUUGAUACCUUCAACACAAUCAACAUGGCAGUAACGCAAAAGCAUUAUGAUGCCCCAUCAUAUAAGGAUGUAAAGGAAAUUUUCAAUCGUUGGAAGGAAUCUAAUGAAGAAGCUAGAGAGGAGAUUUUCAAAGACUUCGUGAAAAAGAAUGUGAUUCUCAACAAAGUAGAUGAAUCUAUGAUAGUCACUGCAAUUGUGGCACCACCAGCAGCCAUGGUGGCUAAAAGAACUGGACAAAAAACGCUGCCUCAGCUAAAAUUUAUGAAUGCCAUUCCUGAUGUUGUGUUUGUUCCUUCAGCUACUGUAUUGGCUCUAAUUACUGUCAAAAUCCUAAGGUUAAUGUUCAUAGGAAAUGGCACAACAUCAAACGCUUCAAGUGUUGAUAACAUUCUUCCACCUACACGUGAAACUGCACCGGAUCCUUCACAACAAAACAUAUCAAACACUACAUCAGAAUCUAAUGCAACAUCAAAGGCCUCAAGUGUUGAUAACAUUCUUCCACCUUCACCUGAAACUGCACCGGAUCAUUCACUACAAAACGUACCAAACACUACAUCAGAAUCCAAUGCAACACAAGACAUGAUAAAACUAUCUGAUGCACAUCAACUCACCUCCAAGGGAGAUUAUUGUGUCUUGUGUAAAAAGGUUCAUGAUUAAUGAUUAACUGUUCUAUUAUAGUUUAUAUACUAUUUUAUAUUCAUGUCAUAUACUCUUUCCAAGCAUAAUUAUAUAUAAAGUAAGUGUAAUUUUAUAUAUAUUUUUAUCAAUAGUGAAAAGAAUAUCAUGCUCAUACUGCAUUGAGGU